This is a messenger RNA of Coffea eugenioides, 2893 nucleotides long. Its product is annotated as protein ACCUMULATION AND REPLICATION OF CHLOROPLASTS 3. The record is from RefSeq and is a predicted model, not a curated record. Gene Ontology annotation, biological process: chloroplast fission. The coding region runs from base 93 to 2462 and encodes 789 amino acids. Gene Ontology annotation, cellular component: cytosol; chloroplast outer membrane; extrinsic component of plastid membrane. NCBI's taxonomy places the organism in Eukaryota, Viridiplantae, Streptophyta, Magnoliopsida, Gentianales, Rubiaceae. The transcript has 16 exons.
ACAAAAUCAUGAAGUACCAAAUAGCCAUUGUAUAGUGGUCCUAUCGUCCUGCUGAACUCUCUGUCUUUCCAAAUCCUUCAAAUCCCUGUACAAUGGCAUUUCACAUCCCAAAAUCCAUCCCUUCUUCACCAACUCCCUGCACAUUUCCCCAUCCUUCAUUCUUGCCUCACAAUCUUCAUUACUCUCACUAUUACUACCGCACCAGAUUCACUCCCAUUUCCCGCCGCAAGCUCCUCCGACCUCAGCUGCAUAUUUCCAACAGUUCCAAAAGCGCGAACUCCAUUUCCGACGAGGAUAGUAAGAACAAUAGGCAGGAUAGUGUUGAAUACGUGGAGGUGUUCGGAAUCGGGAGUAGGAAGGAUGCCAUCCUCGAUUUUUGCUUGAAUUCUCCAUUUCUUUCCCCAGCUCUGCGUUUCUGGAAUAUUGUUGUGAAGGAUUCCACAAAGGUUCAAUUGCAACAAAGGCUUUCCAACCAAGAUAUAAAUCCAUUAGUGGAGGCUCCAGCCCAAUUGCGGCAAUGUUCAAAAGCGGUUAUACUUGUGGCUAGUGCUGCUUAUGGCACUGAGGAUACUGUUGCUCUUGAGAUUCUUGGGACAACAAAGUCUGAGAAUGGUUUAGUUGUUGGCAUUAUUUUGAGACCUUUCAGCUUUGAAGGACAGAGACGCCAAGCGGAGGUGAAUCAUUUGGUGGGCAAACUUCAAGAGCAUGCAAACUUUUACAUUGUGAUUGACACUGAUGCACUUCUAGAAAAGGAUUUGGUGACUUUGGAUGAAGCUUUAAAGACUUCGAACGACGCGGUUUUAAUGGCCAUAAAUGCCAUAACCAUUCUCAUAGCUGAAAAGAAUCUAAAGCUUCUAGAGGUGGCACAUAAUGAUGCUAAAGAAGUUAAAGUUCAAGAACUUCAAAGGAUUUUUGAGGCCUGCCGUGAAGCGAAAAUUGGAUUUGGAAAUGGUUUUAAUAUCAAGACUUCAGUUCUCAAGGCUGUUUUUGACUGCCCCUUCCUUGGUGUAGGCGUAAAGGAUUCCAGUGGUACAAUCAUCUGCAUUCUUGCAAGCUCAGGUGUCAUCAGUAACAAUGAUGCUGGUGCCAUUUUCCAAAGUGUUCGUCUAACUACAGAGUGCAAGGGGGAAAUUAUAAUGUCUAUAAUCCAUGACUCCAAACUUGAGUCCAAUUUAAUUAGAACUACAAUAAUAGCAUUUGGUUGUACUGGACAUCAAUCCACUAAGAAGAUGGGAUUUUUAUCAAGACUGGCCCAACAGUUUCCUUUCAUCUUCAAUAUCUUGAAGAACCAAUCACCAGAACCUCAGAGAACCACUGAAGUCUAUUUAUCCGAGCCUCAGCAUUUUUCUGGAGUGACAUUUUCUCAAGAACAUGAUUAUAUGCUAGAUAAAGGUUCCCUUGAUGAUACUUCUGAUGCUUCAUGUGGCUACAGAAGAGAAGUUGAACCAUCGUUUAAUAGUAGUGAUAGAGAUUCAUCUUCUUUAAGUUUUCUUUCCAGGAACUACAAUCUCUCUCAUGAACAAGUUGGUGUUGAAUUUGCUGAUUCUGACUCAUUUUCUCUUGCAAACAUGCCAGAUGCUGAAGGAGCGCCUACUUUUAGGGAGGAGCUGCUUAUUAGAUACCGCCUGGGGGCAGAUGAUCAGAAGACACAAGAGUGGACCCAAGAGUUGGCUGGAGAUACAGAAACCACUCUAACAGUUGAUAGUGUCAGCGUCUUCAGACUUCCUGUUGGUGUUAAACAUUUGGAACAGGCAGAAGAAUAUCCAGCACACACUAAGCAUCUGAAAAGAUGGACAAGGGAGGACAGCAGGAAAGCUCAGGUUGAUACUGCUACAAGUGUGUCUCGGGAUGCGAUGGGUGACAGGGGCUUCGAAGCUACAAUAAACUUCAAUAAUUUCUCAAAAACUAGAAAAGGAAAUUCGACCAAUGAUUCCAAUAAGCCAGGAGUUCUUUCCAAUCGGGCAGCAUCAAUGCUGGAAGCAGAACGAGAUUUACCAAACAAGAAGUGGAAUCCUGUACUGCAAAUGAAAUAUAGAGGAGGAAUAUACCAUGGCCGCAUCCAAGGAGGACUUCCAGAAGGAAAGGGCCGUCUUUCUCUUGGAGAUGGAAGCAUAUAUGAAGGCAUGUGGCGUUAUGGUAAGAGAUCUGGUCCAGGUACAUUCUACUUCAAAAAUGGUGACAUUUACCAAGGAUCAUGGAGGGAUGAUGUCAUGCAUGGAAAGGGUUGGUUCUAUUUCCACACCGGGGACCGAUGGUUUGUAAAUUUCUGGAAGGGUAAGGCAAAUGGGGAAGGGCGAUUCUACUCAAAGCUCGGUGAUGUGUUCUUUGGUCACUUCAAAGACGGAUGGCGACAUGGCCACUUUCUUUGUAUUGGCAUAGAUGGAACAAGAUCUCGUGAGGUUUGGGAACAAGGUGUUCUUGGAAGCCGUGAGCAGUUGGAUUCUGAUGCUGAUGUUGCUUAAGCUCUUUAGAGAUGUAAUUCAAGUUUGUAUUAUUCAGCCAAAGGUUUUUCUCUUUGACUCUCCUGAAAGCUCAAUAUGGUAAAACAAUAGAGGAUGCCGGACCAGCCUUUCAGUUAGAGCAAAUACUGGGACCAGCUGCCUUGUAAAUGUUGCACAGAUCUUGUUUAGUUUCUUAGCCUGUCUUGCCAACAUGUAUAGGUGUCCCAUUCAAUUGUCAACCAUUUGUAUAUAUAUAUAUACCUCUGACAGUAUGCAAAAGGAAAAUUUAGCGUUUCAUGGGGAUGCAUUUUUAACGUAUGUUGUGAUGAUUUCAACCUAGAGAGAACAUUGGUGCACUCGUGCAGAUUUUGAAGUUGGGUCAUUGUUGCAGAUAGUACCUUGCGUCAGCUCUGCUUCCUUUAUUUUGUUGGAAAUCUAUUGUUGCAUUCUUA